AAUAAAUAUAAUAUUAGCCUCCCUCCGCGGUGGGGGGCCUUUCUCUCUCUACUGUCUCUCACCUUCGCGGAACGAACCAAACCCAUCUCUCUCUCUCCAUCCCACCGGCCAUCACAUUAGAAUCUAAUAGCUGUUCUACCUCUCCCUCUAUCUCUGCCCAUAUAUUUGUGUAUGUCUAUUUGUGUGUUUUAUGUGGGUAGAUAUACGCCACAGUCUCAGAGGGAAAAAUUCAUAGAUUAAUCUCUGGGUGUGUACCACUCGAGUCUUUUGUUUGCUUCAAUACCCUAUGGUUGAAAUCUCUGUUGCAGUGGAAAUUUGAGGUGGGGAGUAAGUCUGUGAUUAUAUUUAUUGUUUGUUGAUUUUCCCUUUGUUUUUAGGUUAUUUUGUUGUUAUGGAGAGAUCCGAUGGGAAUGGUUUCAAGAAUUUCACCGACGCUUCCAGCAGCUCGAUUUCUGAUAGCGGGCUGUUCGAUGCAUCUCAUUAUGCAUUUUUUGGGAAGGAUAUAGUGGAUGAGGUAGAGCUGGGUGGUUUGGAGGAAGAAGAGAGUUCUCCUGCAAUUGGCGGAGGAUUUGGUGGCGAAGAUGAGUUGCAUGAGUAUCAUUUAUUUGAUAAAGAUGAGGGAUUGGCUUUAGGAUCUUUAUCCGACAUAGAUGAUCUGGCUACUACAUUUGCUAAGUUGAACAAAGUUGUUACUGGACCAAGACAUCCUGGAGUUAUUGGUGAUCGAGGAUCUGGAUCUUUUUCAAGGGAAAGUUCAUCUGCUACUGAAUGGGCACAAGAGACGGAUUUUCCUGAUUGGCUUGAUCGGCAUAUUUCUGAUUCUGAAUAUUAUCAAGAAAGCAAGAGGUGGUCAUCCCACCCACAUCUUUCUUCAGUUCAUCUUUCAGAAUCAAGACCAUUACACAGAACAUCUUCGUAUCCUGAGCAGCAGCAGCAGCAGCAGCUCCAGCACUAUGCUAGUGAGCCUAUUUUAUUACCACAGUCAUCUUUUACUUCCUUUCCGCUGCCAGGAUCUCAACAACCUUCUUUGGAUAAUUUACAUCAUCUUAAUUUGCCCUCUCUCUCUAGGGGAAAUCAGUCACCCUUCUCUGCUCCAAACAACUCUCCUUUAUCUAAUUCAAAUCUGCAUUUGUCUGGCUUGCCUCGUGGAUCGCACUAUAAUGCAAACACUUCAAACUUAACCUCACCUAAUCUCUCUCUUAAUAGAAGGCUACAAAACCACUGGACUAGCCAUGCGGGCCUCCUUCAUGGGGACCAUUCCAGUCUCUUGAACAAUAUCUUGCACCAUCAAUAUCAGAAUGCAUUGUUGUCGCCGCUGCUAAUGACCCCACAUCAUCAGAGACUGCAUCCAUCACUUCAACCAUCUUUAGCCCAUUUUCCAGCACUACGAUCUCAACAGUUUAAUAGCUUCCCUUCACCAUCACAUUUGAGUAAAUAUGGAUUGGCUGAUAAGAGGGAGUCAAAGUCAAAAUCGGCAACAAAAGGUAGAAAUAGUGUGCGAUUCUCUCGCCAAGGUUCUGAUUCUAGUACCCAAAGGAGUAAUAGUAAUUUGUCUCAGUUUACGUCCAAGUACAUGACAGCUGAAGAAAUAGAGAACAUUCUCAAAAUUCAGCAUGCUGCAACCCAUGGCAAUGACCCAUAUAUAGAUGAUUAUUAUCACCAAGCUCGUCUUGCAAAGAAAUCAGCUGAAAUGAGGUCAAAGUUUCGUUUCUUCCCAUCUCACCUGAGGGACCAACCUUCCAAAUCCCGUCACGGUGCAGAAUCCCAGCCACAUCUCCAUGUUGAUGCUCAUGGGAGGAUUUCAUUUUCUUCUAUCCGCAGGCUCCACCCACUUCUUGAAGUUGACUCUCCUCCCUCUGCUUCUGGUGAUGGAAAUGCUGAACAAAAAAUAUCUGAAAAGCCUUUGGAGCAAGAACCAAUGCUUGCAGCAAGGGUUACAAUUGAGGAUGGCCUUUGUCUUCUUCUAGAUGUAGAUGAUAUUGACCGAACCCUACAAUUCAGUCUACCCCAAGAUGGUGGCAGUCAGCUUCAACGGAAGCGGCAUAUUCUGUUAGAAGGAUUAGCAGCCUCUCUUCAGCUUGUUGACCCACUUGGAAAAAAUGGUAACACUCUUGGGAUGGCUCCCAAGGAUGACAUUGUGUUUCUACGAAUAGUCUCUAUUUCGAAAGGUCGGAAACUUGUCUCAAGAUUUCUACGGCUUCUUUUACCUGGUAGUGAGCUUGCCCGAAUAGUUUGCAUGGCCAUCUUUCGUCAUUUAAGAUUUCUUUAUGGAGGCCUUCCCUCUGAUCCUGGUGCAAUCGAGACAAUUAGUAGUCUUGCUAAAUCUGUGUGUCUGUGUGUCAGCAGUAUGGAUCUUAAUUCUCUUAGUGCUUGUUUGGCUGCAGUAGUUUGUUCCUCAGAACAACCACCUCUCCGUCCUCUUGGGAGUCCUGCAGGAGAUGGUGCCUCAGUCAUCUUGAAAUCUGUAUUAGAAAGAGCAACGCACUUACUAACAGAUCAUCAGACUGAUAGCAACUUUAGCAUGCCGAAUCCUGCCCUUUGGCAGGCUUCAUUUGAUGCCUUUUUUGGUCUAUUGACCAAGUAUUGCGUGAGUAAAUAUGACAGUAUAGUACAAUCAGUUUUUGCUCAAACCCAGCCAAACACAGAGGUAAUUGGUUCAGAGGCUGCACUAGCUGUAAGCAGGGAAAUGCCUGUGGAACUUCUCCGUGCUAGUCUUCCACACACUAACGAGCAUCAGAGGAAGUUAUUACUUAAUUUUGCUCAGCGAUCUAUGCCUGUUAUUGGUUCCAAUGUUCAUGGUGAAAGCAGUGGACAAAUAAAUCCUGAAUCAGUGAUGGGUUAGCAAAGAUCUCAUAGAAGCUUUGCAGUUAUACAGGCUUAGGUCUGUGUCCUUCUCUUGGCAUCGUUUUAAUGCCUCGGGUUCCUACUAACUUAUGAAUUCCUAAGGUUCCUAUCUUCUUUCCCUCUCCCUCUUGUAGGGAAGUGGUUACAUGCUGCUUAUUUCAGUAAAAUAUUGUCUUUAACUGUUUGUUGUGUCGAAUGUUCGCCUGUCAUCUGUGGAGCUUUAUUUUGAUGCUCUUCCGUAAAAACUCUGGAGAAUAAACACAAGGGUGAAAUGUACAGGUUGUCCAACUUUCUCAUUUGAAUUCGUCCUCUAAUCUCAUCUAGAGUUAUUGAGAAAGAAAAUCUUAUUCGUCGAAAGGAUUAUGGUGUAUGUUGGAAAGAAGGUGGCUAGUCCUGCAAAUGUGCUGCCUGCUUCUUUAAGGGGAAACUUGUAAUGGUAUAAAAAUAGUUGCUCAUUUGCUGAAUAUUUAGAUGUCACAGUAGCCAUUUUUACAGGAUAUUCGCAUAACUCAUGUCUUAUUUGCUGCUGUUUUUUCUUA
Messenger RNA from Olea europaea var. sylvestris, 3383 nucleotides. RefSeq lists its product as uncharacterized. The transcript is spliced from 5 exons. The record is from RefSeq and is a predicted model, not a curated record. Gene Ontology annotation, molecular function: RNA binding. Gene Ontology annotation, biological process: P-body assembly; deadenylation-dependent decapping of nuclear-transcribed mRNA. Bases 392 to 2842 code for a protein of 816 amino acids. Gene Ontology annotation, cellular component: P-body. NCBI's taxonomy places the organism in Eukaryota, Viridiplantae, Streptophyta, Magnoliopsida, Lamiales, Oleaceae.